Molecule: messenger RNA, 4269 nt
Organism: Ostrea edulis (European flat oyster)
Lineage: Eukaryota; Metazoa; Mollusca; Bivalvia; Ostreida; Ostreidae
Exons: 13
Coding region: 2977-4119 (380 amino acids)
Molecular function (GO): nucleic acid binding
Source: RefSeq, a predicted model, not a curated record
CAAGGUCACUUCAAAGUUGACCUUAAAUUUUGUUUUGUUAAAACUUUGAUAUUUUGCUUAGUAUAAGGACUAGGAUCAUCAAAUUUUGUCAGUUGAUGCAUCUUAGGACCUAAUAUCAUGUUGUCUCAAAAGUAGGUCAUGGUGACCUAUUUUUUAAUUUCGCAGGUAAUUAUUAUUAAAUGGAUUUUGAUGCAUAUCUUGGACACUUUUGAGCCUAUGAUCAUCAAAAGUUGUCAGUUGAUGGAUCAUGGGACCUUGAACUACGUCAUGUGAAAAGUAUGUCAUCAUGACCUACUUUCUGAAUUUUAUGGCUAAUCAUUUAUGAAUACAUUUUAGGUUGUUAUUUCAGAUACCGAGAGGUUUAGAAUCAUCAAACCUUGUAAGUUGAUGCGUCUAGAGGCCUCAAAACAUAUUUAUUUAAAAAAGUAGGUCACGGUGACCUACUUUUUUUAAUUUUGCAGACAUUCAAAUUUCACAUUUUCAAUCAGUUUAGAUGCAUAUUUUGGACACUAUGAAAGCUAGGAUCAUCAAACUUUGUCAGUUGAUGCAUCUUGAGUCUUCAUAGUUUGUUGACCAAAAACUUUUGGAAUUUGACGGCUAUAUUUUAAUAUUUAAGAUACUAUUUGACUUACAAUUAUCAAACACUGUCAGUUGAUGCAUGUUGAGUCUUCAGAGUGUGUUGACUAAAACGUAGGUCACCGUGACCUAUUUUUGGAUUUUGACGGCUAUAUUUGAAUAUUUCAGAUACUAUUUGACUUACAAUCAUCAAACUUUUGUCAGUUGAUGGGUCUUGAGUCUUCAGAGUGUGUCGACCAAAAAGUAGGUCACUGUGACCUACUUUUGGAAUUUGACGUUUAUAUCUGAAUAUUUCAAAUACUAUUUGACUUCAAUUAUCAAACUUUGUCAGUUGAUGCAUCUUGAGUCUUUGGAGUGUGUCGACCAAGAAGUAGGUCACUGUGGCCUUCUUUCGGAAUUUGACAGCUAUAUUUGAAUACUAUUUGACUUGUCAGUUGAUGCAUCUUGAGUCUUCGGUUUGUCGACCAAAAGUAGGUCACCGUGACCUACUUUUGGACAGUUACAUUUAAAUUUUCAGGUACUAUUUGACUUAACAUCAUCAAACUUUGUUAAUUGAUGAAUCUUGGUUAGUGAGAAUUUUUGCCUGUUCUACAAUGUAUCAGAAGAGCGAUUCUAGGCCCAUGGGCCUCUUGUUUAUUUAUCUGUCAUUGGGGACAGUUUGUAUGAAUUUGGAAUGAUUAAAUGGACUCUAACUCUACUAUUAACUAACAUAUCAAAUUUAAUUUACAGAAAAAUAGGCUAAUCUCUACACCACCUUUCAAGUUUCCUGUUAAAUGAAUUUCUUACUGACCAUCCAGAAUUUGUUAUGUUGUCUGCAAAGUGAUAUUCAUUCAUUUCUUCCUUUAAUUCUAGAGAGUUCACAUCAAGGGGGGUAAUAAUUGUGUAAAAUAGUAGGCCCUAGUGUAGAGUUUUGAGGGGUUUUACAAAAAAGGGUAAAUUGUUUAACUGUAUUUAUUUACUAUAUUUGUAGUAUAAAUAACUGUCUUAAAAACGGCAUGUAGAAUUAAUGUCAGCCCUGCUGCGUUUCAGAGAAAAUAGUGUCUGAAAAGAAGUCAUAAAUGCUCUUUUUCACCUUAAUUUAUGACUUAUUCUUAAGAAUAAGCAAGAAAAUACACAUUUUUUCAAUCAGAAGUACAAUAAUCUAAGUGCCUUCUUGAAGUUCUAUUCACUGUACAUUGCUGGGAAAUUGUUUUAUUAGAAAUAUUUGUGAAAAGAUUAAAAACUCAACAUCUCAUGAUUUAACUGUGGGUACGGUCCGUUGCCAUGGAAACACCAUGCAUGGUUCCAGUAAUUUUCACUUUUUUAACAUUGAUUAUCACCAUACACAAAAGUGUGAGAGUUUCAUUCAGAUUUGUGAUUUUUGCACUUUCCACUUUUUUAAAGAAAAUUCUCAAUGGUAACUGACAGCUUCUCUUAAUCUGUCCAGGUACAUGUAUAAGCAGGUCUGUCUCCUAUUGUCUAGUUAUGCUAUAUGUGACCCUCUUUUAUAGUUAUGAAGAUAUUAUGAUCACAGUUUCAGCAAACCAAAUAUAUUAAACUUCUGAAAUUACAUCUAAUUACCUAAUGAAAAUUAUUGAUAACCAAUUGAUCCAUAUAUCAUAAUGAAAAGGCUUAAUUUAUCUUUGCAAAAAAUAUACAAAAAUAGGAAAAUGGACAGUUUAAAUCUCAAUUGACCAGUAUUGACCACUUAGGGAGUAUUGACCGGGAUGGUUAAAACCGCUGAUUAAAACCGAGGGCGGUUUUAACCGCCCAACCCUGUGAAUACCCCCACCUUAAAUGGGGAUUGGAAUUACUAUUUUAUGUUUUGUUGUUUGCUAUUAUUAAGUAGAAUGGUAGAUAAAACUACUUUGUGUGCAUAAUGUCAUAGUAGGCUCUAUGUUGGACCAUUGGUGAUGAGAUGUGAUAUCUUAAUCUACAACCAGGCACCAUUUCAGAGUUGCUCAAGAGAAUCAACUACUGGUACUAGUACCAGUCAUUGUUUUGCCUUUAAUUUUGAUAAGAUCAUGAUCUAGUAUUAAAAGAUGUUAUAUUUUUAAAAGGAUAAUUUGAAAUUCUGCCAUGGCAAAUUUUUACUUUGAUGUUUAGGAUUUAUGAACACAAUGGUGGUAGGUGUUCUGAAUCUGCACUAAAGAAAUUGCAAGAAGGGGUAUUUCAGUUAUAAAAAAAUUCAGAAGAGAUAUAUCAUUAUAAAUUCCCAGUAAUUUUAUACUUUAUUCUGCUGAGAUAAGUCCACUCAUGUUAUAUUUCCUGAUCUAUUGUUGAUACUCCAAGAAGAAUUUGUAAUGUAAUCUUUAGUUGGAAUUUGAAUAUAGAUCGAGAGCUCUAAGUAAGAAGGAAUGCUUUUCUUAAAAAUGAAGAAUUUUUUCUAUAGCCUUAAGGGUAUUUCUGUGCUUUUCAGAUAUGAUUGAAAAGAUCAAAGAUUAUUUCUUCAAAGGUUUUAGCUACAGACUCAUACAUUAUUUGAUCCAAAGAAGAUUUAAUUGUAAUAUAAGUUACAAUUGUCUGAAGAGGAAGAUAAUUCCCAGGUUAGGAUUACGGCGGAGACAUGUAGACAUCAAUUUAGACGUACUUUUUAAAACUGCACAGACAGAAGUACAGAAUGGAUGUUCUGGAUCUGAAAACUUGAGAAGGACUUUGAAAAUGAAAUAUCAUUUGAAUAUCACAAGAUGUAUUUCAAGAGAAAUUGUGAGGAUUUUAGAUGAAGAUGGUGUAAAAAGGAGAAAACAGAGAAGGCUGAGAAGGAGACAGUACUUCAGUAAGGGUCCAAAUUUUGUAUGGCAUUUGGAUGGAUAUGACAAACUUAAGCCAUAUGGAAUUAGUAUUCAUGGCUGUAUUGAUGGAUUUUCUCGGAGGUUAAUAUGGCUUGAGGCAGAUAUAACAAACAAGAGACCUGAGGUUAUUGCUGAACAUUAUUUGAAUGCUGUACAUGAUCUGAAAGGUUGUCCUCAAAAAUUAAGAGCUGAUCCAGGCACUGAAAAUGGAAUUAUUUCCACUUUUCAUGCUUUUCUCAAAAGAAAUCGUAAUGCAGUAACUCUGGGAAGCUCCACCUCAAAUCAGAGAAUUGAGAGAUUCUGGGGUCUACUGAGACAAAUGAAAGCAGAUUUUUGGAUACAUCAUUUCAAGGGAUUGGUAUAUGAAGACCUGUUGAAGACAGGGGAUCAAUUACAAAUACUAUGCAUACAAUAUGUAUAUCUUCCAAUGUUGAAGAAAGAUAUCAAAGAGAUAAUGGAUUUGUGGAAUAACCACUCAAUUCGACGACAGAAAUUGGGAGAUACCAUUCCAGGAAUCCCAGAAAUCCUGUAUCAAAAUCCAGAAAUAGUUGGUUCAUCACAAUAUGUGCAUCUGGUUGAUAGAGAUAUUGUCCCUCAUUUACAGAGACUUGUUACUAAUAAUUAUAAGGAGAUUGACAAACAUUUUAUUGAUGUUGCCUCUUCCAUCUUGGAUUUUUAUGAACUGCCACAUCCCGAGACCAUAACUGACUGGACUACUGCCCGUGAAUUGUAUAUAUUUCUGAGCAAUUGUAUGCAGCAAAUAGUAAAUUAAACUGUAAUAAUUUUCAGACACGCUUAUAUUACUGUAUUUUAUAUUCACACAGAUGGUGUUGAGAGUAAUUGUCAGUCUUAGCUGUUGUUUUUCUUGAUCUUUUGUUUGUUUUUGAGGGGCGGGCGGGGAUGAUAAUCUAUCAAUUAAAUU